This is a messenger RNA of Racocetra persica, 130 nucleotides long. NCBI's taxonomy places the organism in Eukaryota, Fungi, Glomeromycota, Glomeromycetes, Diversisporales, Gigasporaceae. The record is from the annotation of a GenBank genome assembly.
UACUACUUGGAAAGUUAAAACAAAAACCUACCCUAAAUUUAUAAAUAUGAAUUCACAUCGCAUCACAAUCUUAGAUUAUGAGGUCUUUCAAGUGGUUGAUAGCAUUACAGGACUUUCUAUUCAAGGCCGA